Molecule: messenger RNA, 690 nt
Organism: Blepharisma stoltei
Lineage: Eukaryota; Ciliophora; Heterotrichea; Heterotrichida; Blepharismidae
Source: the annotation of a GenBank genome assembly
AUGGAAGGGAAGAUAGUUCAUAUGGGACAAGAUGAUACCAGCCUGACGGAAUUUUAUGAUGUGAGGUAUGUUCAUGAUCCUGUGCUGCUGCUUGAUGAUUUGGGUGAAAGGAUUAUUAGGAUUAAUCAGGAUUGGAAAUUAGGAAUAUGUGGACAACUUUGGGAUGCCUCGUAUGUUGUGUCGAGGUUUAUAAAGGAUAUCGAUUUUAGAGGGAAAAAAGUACUUGAAUUAGGAGCUGGGACUGCCUUGCCUUCGAUUGUUGCUUGCAUUGGAGGAGGAGAAGUAUAUACAACUGAUAUUAUGCCAGGGCUGAAAUUAUCCGAGCAAAAUUUAGAAGAAAAUAAAGAAUUAUUCACAGGGUCAUAUUUGGUAAGUGAGCUUGAUUGAAGAAAUGAAGAGCAAAGAGAAAUUCUGAAAGCAAGAGAAUAUGAUUAUAUAGUGUUUUCUGAUUUAUUUUAUUUGCCAGUAAUUGAUUAUUAGUCACUUGCAAAUGAUUUUUGUAACACACUGCAUUAUCUGUGUUCAGAAAAAACUCAAGUGAUAAUGACUUACAAAUUCAGAGUUUCUCAUACUAUUAAUCCAUACUUAGAAGGAUUACAGUCAAGAUUUGAGUUUCAAUAUAAUGAUGAAUUUGUGAGAUCAGUUCAUAAUUGUAGCUCAAUUAGGCUCGCAUUAUUAAGGAAAAUCUAG